Molecule: messenger RNA, 4271 nt
Organism: Serinus canaria (Common canary)
Lineage: Eukaryota; Metazoa; Chordata; Aves; Passeriformes; Fringillidae
Gene: ANKRD46
Product: ankyrin repeat domain 46
Exons: 4
Coding region: 1725-2411 (228 amino acids)
Molecular function (GO): protein binding
Source: RefSeq, a predicted model, not a curated record
GGGAGGGGAGGGAGGGGAACGCGGACCGGGACGGGGGCGCGGCCGCCCUGCUGACCGGGCAUUGGCAAGUGAGCGCCUUUGAACGUGCUUUCCAGGGGUAAACAAGAUAAGUGAAAAAACUGAAAUACGUGUUUUAACCUGCUGUCAUAACUGCCUUUGAUGAAGCAAUUACUGUUUUUAUAGCAAAUGGAGUAGUUCCCUUUUUAAUUUUCUAGACCACACUAAAGCUGCUGCACGUUGUUAUUGUGGUGAAAAGGUAGGGAUAACACCUGAAUUGUAGACAGGAUAAGUAAGUAAUUAAAAACAAACUAUGGUGAGCAAUAUUGAAUGUAAAAUCCAUCAAAUCUGAGUAUCAGAGGGCAUAAAAUUAUAGUUCUUUGAAGAUCAUUCAAGACCAAUCUUAUUUAAUAGAGGUCUUGAUGUAGCAUUUAAAACUUUACUGUCUUAAUUUGAUAGUGAUGGGGAGUUGGGAGGCACUGACAGUAAGGAAGAGGUUUAUAGUACUACAUAGAAAGAAUUGGGUGAUCCUGAGAACUAAGGUAUGAAAUAAGUUUAAUAACAAUUUAAAAAAUGAGGGUUUAGAGUUGUAACAAAGUUGCAAGCAAAAAAUUUGUAGAAGAAAUUCUUACCAGUUGAAAGCAACACAAAACCAAAGAAUGUUAGGUAGGUACAAGAUAAUGAAUUGCAGAAAAAUAAAUGCUUACUACAGUGAUCCAGUUAAAAGAGUUACUAUUAUCUAUGAAAAGAACUCUAGAAUUCUUUGUAUAAUGUUAAUAAUUCUCAGCAAAAGAACUGGAACUGAAACAGAAGAUAUGCCGAGGUCAAGUAGGGAAAUUAAGAGUCUGUUGGAAGAACAUUUGGCUUUUUUUAAUUUUGCAGAAUAAUUGUAAUUUUGCUUUCUGUUUAACCAGCAAGGUAAACACUAUGAGGGAAAUAAAUUGAGUAAAGGAUCAUGUUAAUACCUGAAUAAUUUAACAUAGAUUUUAAGAUUAAUAAUAUAUGAAAAUUUCUAACCAUGAUAUUCAGGACCAGCCUUCCAAAAGGUCAAGGAAGAGCAAAAACUGAACACUUACUAGAUAGAAUGUAACUGGUUUGUAAAAAUAAUGUUUUUGUUUGCUGCAGCAGAGGCCUAAGUUUAGUGUUACCUGUAGACUAUAGAUCAGUUUUUCUUUUUUGCUUGUUUGUGAAAUAGGUUAUUAGCAAGAACUUGUUGAAUUAUUUUUUAGAAGAAAAAUAUUUAUAGUAAUGUUUGCAGUCUGAAUAGUAGAGUUGGUGACAAUCAGGAAAUGACAAUGGCUAAUUGCUGGCUUUUUUGUGUCAAAGAAAAGUUGUGACGAGUAAGCUGAAAUGAGGUGGAGGUUGAACUGUAGUAUGUGCAUCUGCUGUCUUCUUACCAGAGCAGUGUGAGUUUGCCUCUGCAAGAGUGGACUCUAAAAUUCAGGUCUGAUCUGCAAUCAGUGACACAGAAAUUUCCUCUCUUCAGGUUUUGGUGUCCUUCAGCUAAAGUUGUCUCAUCAGCAAGAGCAAGGGAUUUGAAGCAGUGCUUUAAGUUAAUUGUGUCAUCUCACCUCACGUUCUUUUGAACUUAAUGUUUGAGCACGUGACCUUGAAGUCCUCGUCUGCAGUUCAAGACCUGAGGUACUUGAUUGUCCAAGGAGUGAACUACUACUAGAAGUUUUUCUAGGGAUUUGGGCUGGUCACCUCCUCCUGAGAGAGUCAGAGCAAUGUCCUACGUGUUUGUGAACGACUCCUCCCAGACCAAUGUGCCGCUGCUGCAGGCUUGUAUUGAUGGAGAUUUCAACUACUCCAAACGGCUCCUGGAGAGUGGCUUUGACCCAAACAUCCGUGACAGCCGAGGCCGAACUGGCCUUCACCUGGCUGCAGCCAGAGGAAAUGUAGACAUCUGUCAGCUCUUGCAUAAAUUUGGUGCUGACCUGCUAGCCACUGAUUACCAGGGUAACACAGCCCUCCACCUGUGUGGGCAUGUUGAUACCAUCCAGUUCCUAGUUUCUAAUGGACUUAAAAUUGAUAUUUGCAACCACCAAGGUGCAACACCGCUUGUUCUUGCCAAACGAAGGGGUGUGAAUAAAGAUGUGAUUAGACUGCUGGAAUCUUUAGAGGAGCAGGAGGUGAAAGGAUUUAACAGAGGAGCUCACUCAAAGCUGGAGACUAUGCAGACAGCUGAAAGUGAAAGUGCAAUGGAAAGCCAUUCCCUUCUUAACCCAAACCUCCAGCAAGGUGAAGGAGUUCUUUCCAGUUUCCGCACAACGUGGCAGGAGUUUGUGGAAGACCUGGGCUUCUGGAGGGUGCUGCUCCUCAUCAUUGUCAUCGCUCUCCUGUCCCUUGGGAUAGCAUAUUAUGUUAGUGGGGUGCUUCCUUUUGUAGAAAACCAGCCUGAACUGGUGCACUGAAGCAAAUGCAAAGUACAGAAGUCGAUUUUCCUGUUCUAAUCUAAUCUUACUUUGAGCUUGGAAUUAUUUGCUUGGUGCAGACAGUGGCAGCUGUAUAUACUGUUUGCCUUUUGUACUUACUAUUUACCCCUCUGAAAGAGGGAUUAAUUAAUUUCAAGUAAAACACUGAUGUCUAGAGCAUUCCUAAGAUACCUCUGACUUACCUUGACUUGCAAGCAAGAUGUGAAGAUAGCCCUCUCUGAUAAAAUAUUGUGAUUAGAAAAGGCCUUUCAUUAUGUUAUUAAAUUCCUGCAUAUGAAAAAUAUAUCCUAGUACAGAACCACAUUUGGUUUAUUUUUUCUAUGUAGAGAGGUAAAUCUAUGGUUGGAUUUUUUUGUAAAUGCUUCAGUUGAAAGAAAAAUACUCUUAGAAGUCCUCCUCAAGAAAUCUCAAUAAUGUAAUAACACUUUCUGAUAUAUAGAUGGUGAUAAACUGCAACUCCAUAGUUAUUUUAAUGCCUCUCCAUAGUUUCUUAUCUGCUAGUUUAUAAAAAGAAUGAGAAAUAGUUCAAGUUUUACUAUGUCUCUGUUGUAUAGAUCACUCCCUUAUUUAUUAGGUUAAUGUAGUGUGUCUUCCCAGACGAAUUUAAUGUUCUUAAUAGCUGCCUGAAGUAAAAUUUGUAGAAUAAAACUGUUUGUUGUGCUUUAGAAGAAGACUUGGGCUGAAAAUGUUGCAUUUUUGUUGAAAUGUUGCUAAGCAAACUUUCUUUGUAAGGGUAAUUAAAAAGUGAUUUAGGUGUUCUGCCAUGUAUAUAAUAAUUCUUUAAGGUCAUUGUGAAAUAUAUCAUGAAGGAUAACUUUUUCAUCCCCCCAUAAGGGUCAGACUGAACCAUGUGAUUGUGUUUUCAUGUUUGUGGAGAGAACUUAAUUGAAUAGAAUUCCUUUCUAGAAUUGUUUUCCAUUUCACUUGCUUGCAGACAGAACGUACAGGCUUAUGAAUUAUUUUCUGAGUAUACAGAAUAAAGGUGUUUAAAAUACUAAUACUUAGAAUCAUUGUAUGAAAUUAAAUCUUGAUCUAUUCUGUGUUUCUAUACCUAUUUUGCUUCCCAUUUUGCUGUGAAACCCUUUGUUGUAAACAACCUAGGGAUACGAAUCCAUUAGAUACUUCUUUAUGAAGGCUGGAAAGGUAUUGCAUAGUAAGUGGGAGAUUGUCAAACAAAGUGGAUUCUUUCUCCCCAUGCUGAUGAGACAUCUAGUUCUCUUUUGCCAUUGCCUUGCAAAUCCCAAACAAAAUUAAUUCUGUCAGCCUAAGGAAUCAAUAUUUUUUUUUUUUAAUUAGCCACUCCUCAGUUGUUGCUAAAUAACAUAAAACAUUUAUUGUACAUUAAAAUAUAACCUACAUGGUUCUGUUCUGGUACAAUGUAUAUUUUUCUUUCUUGUUUAUUGGUUUGAAUGAAGGGGGUGGUUGUCUUUGUUUUGAUGUGUGAUAUGGGUUUCGCUGGAGCUGGGCCCCAUUCUAAAUUGCAUCUAAAUAAAUCUUAAUCUCAGUUCUUAAGUUUUAAUGACUUUAUUGAAGUCAUUAAAGACUUUAAUGACACAAUAGUUUUUUAACAGCACAAUGCUGCAGAAAAGAAAACAUCUUAAAAAAACCAAAAAAUGAGACCAUAUCCCUCUUCUGAGUAUUUUACUUGUAGUACCAUUGUUCACAAAAAUAAACUCAUCAUAUACCUAAACUACAUUUACUUGUCUAAAUAAGUACAUUUGUGUUAAUAAUACCAUGCAUCUUGAUUAAUGACAUUGUCUUUCAGUAUGUAUAAUAUGCAUAAUUUGUAUUGUAUUCUCACUAUGGGUGAAUGCCACAAAUAAAUACAUGUAGUAAAUA